Messenger RNA from Phytophthora infestans T30-4, 1222 nucleotides. RefSeq names its product COP9 signalosome complex subunit 5, putative. The transcript has a single exon. Lineage: Eukaryota; Oomycota; Peronosporomycetes; Peronosporales; Peronosporaceae. The record is from RefSeq and is a predicted model, not a curated record. Gene Ontology annotation, cellular component: cytoplasm; COP9 signalosome. The coding region runs from base 72 to 1160 and encodes 362 amino acids. Gene Ontology annotation, molecular function: metallopeptidase activity; deNEDDylase activity; protein binding. Gene Ontology annotation, biological process: protein deneddylation.
ACGAAUGUGAUAUAACCUAUAAAAGACCAAUCGUGUUGUGUUGGCAGACAUCAGUCUUCCAGAUUGCGAAGAUGAGCGAGGCGAAGGCUCCAGCGACGUCCAUGUCGGACGCUGCCUACGCCUUCGAUGAAGAGGUACUCAAGGAUGUGCGCAACAAUAAGGUGUGGAUGCAGGACCCCAAGUACUUCAAGAAGGUGAUUGUGUCGCCUGCCGCCACCAUGAAGAUGCUCAACCACGCCAACUCGGGAGUGGAGAAAGGCAUCAAGGCCGGUGGAAAGCCCGUGGAAAUCAUGGGACUUAUAAUGGGACGUCCGUCUACUGGAACUGACAGAGACGCUGGAGAUGCCCACACGCUCGUGGUCACCGAUUGCUUCCCACUGCCCAUUGAGGGCGCUGAGACGCGUGUGCUUGCAGACGACGCCGAGGUUAUUAACUACAUGAUCUCGCUGGGCGAGGCUGUGGAGCAGACCCGGAAAGAAAAGUUUAUGGGAUGGUACCAUAGCCACCCGUUCGACGUCGAGGUGCACAGCCACUGCUUUCUUUCUGCCACGGACGUGAGCACGCAGCUACAGUGGCAGCGCUCAGAAGAUCCGCACGGCAAUCCGUGGCUUGCUAUUGUAUUGGAUCCGCUGCGCUCGCUGGCCAAGAAGCGCCCGGAGAUGGGAGCUUUCCGCGUGUAUCCGCCGGAAUUUGCUGCCCCUGUGAACGAGACUCCCGAUGGAACAAUUGUCACGGACGAGAGUGCGAGACUCGAGCGCUGGGGUAACUGCUGGAACCGCUACUACACGCUGGAGAUCGACUACUUUAUGAGCUCUCUUGGUUCCCAGGUUGUCAGUGUUCUAUCAGAAGAAUUUCUAUGGAUGCGUACGCUGAGCUCCAACACGAUGCAGGAGCGCGAGAACCGCGACCGCUUCUCGGAGCGAAUUCAGCUGCUGGCGAACAAACUGGAUGGCUGCGAGGCUCAUUUAAUGCCCCGUGUCGGUCGCAGCGCGUCACGCAUUGGUGAGUAUUAUGUGCCGGAAAAGCAGCAGUCGCACAAGGAAGCUGAGGAGUCGGCGCUCGACAAGAUCACUCAAGCAGCGAACGAACUCGCCAUUGAGAACUCACUCGGGCAGGAGCUGCAGGUCACCAAGAAGGCUCUCUUCAAUGACAAGAAAUGAGUUGCGCUGCCACUCUCCGUAUAAAGGUAGCACAAGGUAAUAAACAUGGACUGCGUGGAUUA